Messenger RNA from Sinocyclocheilus rhinocerous, 1012 nucleotides. RefSeq names its product cholesin (gene chlsn). Bases 218 to 907 code for a protein of 229 amino acids. The record is from RefSeq and is a predicted model, not a curated record. The transcript has 6 exons. Lineage: Eukaryota; Metazoa; Chordata; Actinopteri; Cypriniformes; Cyprinidae.
CAGAUUUUACACAGCCACAGCAACGUCAUCAAACCUGGCCGCUAUUCCAUGGCGCUGUUUGUCCACACGUGGUUGUAAGGAAAUUUUGGAAGGUCUUUGUUUCCCUUGCAAGUCAUCUUUAUAUUUCUUUAGAAUUGCUGAGAAAGUGAAGAAACUUGGUCUUGUAGACGGACCUCGGCAUUUUAAGAAAAAGGAGCUCAAACGCAGUCUGGAUGAAAUGACGCAUGUACAAGAUGAGAGAAAAAAGCCAAAGAAAGGCAAAAAGAGAAAGGCUAAUGAUGAGGACUCCAAAGCAGCUGUUCCUGAAUCGGAUCUGGUGACGCCACAGAACGAUGAAACAAACACACUCGCUGCUACAGGGAGAGCAAAAAAGAAAGCGAUGAUGAAAAAGAAAAGUAAAGCUGAGAGUACUGGAGAUAUGAACACCUCACAGCAGCAGAAACCAUCUGGAACAGAGGAUGAAAACGGCUCAGAUGGUGAGGAAGAUCUGAGUCCUGAGGAGAAGCGAGUGCUGGAGAGAAAGAUGAAGAAGAUUCUGAAAAAGGAGGAGAAGAAGAAACUGAAGGAAGAAGGCAAAAGCAUAAAAAAAGACAAAGUCCAGUCAAAUCUUGCAGAGAAGAAGGCGCUGGAAUACCUCACAUGCUGGUCUGAGAGACGGGAGGAGUGGAAGUUUCACAAAAGCAGGCAAAUAUGGUUACUGCAGCACAUGUAUGACACCACAAAGGUGACUGACGAUCAUUUCAAAGGGUUGCUAACGUAUCUUGAAGGUCUGCGCGGAGCGUCGCGAGGCAUCACAUUGCAGAAAGCUGAAGCCAUUGUGCGCUGGGAAGGACAAGGAGAAGAGGAAAAUACAGCGGAUGCUGAAAAGAAAAAACAGAGAGCCAAACAGGUCGUCCAGUUGUUGUGAUGGAUCAGAAUAUUGAACAAAUCAUCAAAAUGAACUGUUUUUGGUGCUUGUAUGAAUUUGUCAUUGUACGUUUUCAUCCAUUAAAUGAUUGCUGUGGUUUUUAUC